CGCAAACUUUAUUCACCUAUUUUUGCGAACACUAGCCUCACCUCAGCGCCCGUGUGUGGCUACAUGGUUGGGCUUUUGUUUUUGCCGGCAUUUAUAUAUUACCCAUCUCCCCGCUCUCUCCUUCCGAUGGUACGUUGCACUUUUUUUCCCUUUUUCUUUUUUCCCAUUUCCCUUUCUGCACAUUGUGUUGUGCAGCCAACUUAAUCGUGUGGCUCUCGCACUUGAGACACAGUUCGUUGUUUUCUGUCUGCCAGCCAGCCUUCGCCGUUUUUGCCUCCCUUAUUUCGGCCAGGCACGCUCGAGAUAAGAGAGAAUUAAUAUCCCCCUUCUUCGUGUUCUGCCCCCGAAUUACCACAAAGUUGGGGGGGGGCACAUCGUCUCUUGGCUCAAUCUUCUCAUCUUGCACCUUUUUUCCUUGAAUAACUUCACUAUGCGGUUGCCGACAAGUUCUCAAGUUUUUCUCACAGCGAUUUCGGUCCUGUCAGGCGUACAAGCUGUCCCAGGCCCGAUCCCCCCCCUCACAGAAAUCAAUGGUCUAGUUACACGCGCUUUCUCGGAUUCUCCCACAGGCGGGUAUGCUCCUGGGAGAGCGAGCUGCCCGUCCGACUCAUUGAUCCAAGGACUUCCUCAAGAAGCGACAACCUAUAACGGAUAA
Tuber melanosporum (Perigord truffle) is the source of this 655-nucleotide messenger RNA. RefSeq lists its product as uncharacterized. Bases 431 to 655 code for a protein of 74 amino acids. The record is from RefSeq and is a predicted model, not a curated record. Lineage: Eukaryota; Fungi; Ascomycota; Pezizomycetes; Pezizales; Tuberaceae. The transcript is spliced from 3 exons.